Molecule: messenger RNA, 654 nt
Organism: Cajanus cajan (pigeon pea)
Lineage: Eukaryota; Viridiplantae; Streptophyta; Magnoliopsida; Fabales; Fabaceae
Source: RefSeq, a predicted model, not a curated record
GUACUUCUCCUGCUCCCUACAAAAUAAAAUUUGAGCAAAAUCUUGAAGCAGCUGUUGCCCUAGAAUUUUCUUCCUCGCACAGAUUCGUCAAUUUCCAGCUACAGUUUCAUCAACACUGAUUCUCUUGUUUAUUUGGUUGCGUUUGGCGAUUCUAGUUUUCUUCUCACUGAUUUCGCAGAUUCAACAGGCAACGAAUUGAAGCGGAGUGUUACUUAAUUGUCAAUUGACACAUAGAAUUAAAAUAAAAAAUGGUGUAUUGUGAUCACUGUUGGAAGAACGUUUCCGGAAGUCGAGAGGAUGGUGGUCCCCUGACUUGUAGCGAAUGUGGGAAAGUGUUGGAAGACUACCAUUUUUCUCAGGAGGCAACCUUUGUGAAAAGUUCGUCUGGGCAGAGCAAAUUAUCAGGCCAAUAUGUAAGAACUGUUCAGAGUGAGUUCUCUGCUUCACGUCAAAGGACUUUAGAUAGAGCUUAUGAUGAUCUCAGAUAUUUAAGUUCCAACCUUGGAGUGAACGAUGAUAAUAUGGCCAACCAAGCAUUAGCUUUCUAUAGAAUAGCACUUGAAAGGAGUUUCACCAGGGGACGAAGAUCAGAGCAUGUACAGGCUGCUUGUCUAUACAUUGCAUUCCGGUAAUAUUUCUUUUUGCUAUAGGUUU